Malassezia japonica is the source of this 951-nucleotide messenger RNA. RefSeq names its product Esa1p-associated factor (gene EAF3). The transcript has 3 exons. The coding region runs from base 1 to 951 and encodes 316 amino acids. The record is from RefSeq and is a predicted model, not a curated record. Gene Ontology annotation, cellular component: NuA4 histone acetyltransferase complex; nucleus; Rpd3S complex. Gene Ontology annotation, biological process: chromatin organization; regulation of DNA-templated transcription. Lineage: Eukaryota; Fungi; Basidiomycota; Malasseziomycetes; Malasseziales; Malasseziaceae.
AUGGCCGAGAACUGGAAAGGCGACGAUAACCAGAACGGUGCCGUCGGCCCCCAUUUCCUCGUGCACUACCAAGGCUGGAAAAAGACAUGGGACGAGUGGGUGCCCGAGUCGCGUCUGUUGAAAUAUAAUGAGGAGAACCUUGCGCGGCAAAAAGCGCUUGUGGAUGCGACCAAGGCCGAGGCGGAGGCUGCUGCGCAGGCCGCAGCGGCCGCGCAUGCCGACGCGAGCCCCGCGCGCGGUGCCGGGCGCAAAGGCACGCCCAAUGCCGGUGGCCGAGGCACGAAGCGCAGCCGCGAGUCGACUGAUCAGGACGAGCUCGAGCGCCGUCCCGAGAUCAAGCUGACGAUCCCCGACGUGCUGAAAGUGCAGCUUGUGGACGACUGGGAGAAUAUCACACGCAAAGAGCAGCUCGUCCCCCUCCCUCGGAAUCCGAACGUGCGCGAGGUCCUGAAAGAGUACGGCGAAGUGUACCGUGCGACGCACAAAGGCAAGCCGGGCGAUUGGUCGGCUGUGCUCGACGAGGUGCUUGCCGGCAUCAAGCUCUACUUUGACAAGAGCCUCGCGCAGAAUCUGCUGUACCGUUUCGAGCGUCCCCAAUACGUCGAGAUGCGCAAGCAGCACGGCCCCAAGAUGGGCGACGGCGACGUGGACGCCGCCGGCCGCGCCGAUGCAAAGCCCAAGCGCGGGCGGCAGCCCGCCGCCGCCGCCACCCCCGCCGAGCCGACGAUGGAGCUAGAGGCGAGCGAGAUCUAUGGCGCGGAGCACCUGCUUCGUCUGUUUGUCAACCUCCCUGGCAUUGUCGCGCACACGAGCAUGGACUCGGACUCUGUCGCCGUACUGCGCGAGCACCUCACCGAGUUCCUCGCGUUUAUGGCGCGCGAGCAGAAGCGCCUCUUUGCGGCAGAGUACGACACCCCCAGCUCCGCCUACCAGCGCCUAGGCACUUUGUAG